Messenger RNA from Eleginops maclovinus (Patagonian blennie), 1746 nucleotides. RefSeq names its product macrophage mannose receptor 1-like. Lineage: Eukaryota; Metazoa; Chordata; Actinopteri; Perciformes; Eleginopidae. The transcript is spliced from 3 exons. The record is from RefSeq and is a predicted model, not a curated record. The coding region runs from base 308 to 1450 and encodes 380 amino acids.
CGGGAAUCGUACACAAAAUGCAAGUUUCAAGUGAUACAGCUAAUUCAGGUCAGGGAGAAAUUCAGGCAUGUUCUGUGUAGUUAGUUUAUCAUAGGAAAAGCUGUCAUGUGACAAAACGAUACAAGCCAUUUGAAAUCAUAUACAGUACGUCUGUUGAGUUUCCAUUUCUGUUUUACAUAGGAGAGGUUAUACUGGUCAGCUGGGUGUGGCAGGGUGUGUUUCUGUGGGAGUAUUUAGUUGAUUUAAAAUCAGAGGGACAGCUGACCCUGCCAGGCAAACGGACACAUCUUGGUAGGGAGCAGCAGUCAUGGUGAACAGGAGCAGCUCUGAGCUCACCCUCUGCCUCCUGCUCUUCACUGCUCUUUGCUUGGAGGCAUUCAUCAUAGAAUUGAAAGUCAACUCUCCAGCUGAGAGGAUGAACUGGACAGAGGCCAGACUGUACUGCCAGAAGAACCACGUUGACUUAGCUGCUGGUAACAAUGUGAAUAUUCUGGACCUGAGUGAGUCCUUCGUGGAGAAUGUCGGUGAAGCCUGGGUUGGUCUACGCAGAGACCCUAAGAACGACUCAGCGUGGAGGUGGAUUUAUCCAAAAGCAGGAGAGCAGCUCUCAGGAGAAGACCUCUCACAGAGUGUAUUUUGGGCCGAUGGGCAGCAGAGCAGCCACUGUGCACAUGUGGAUACAGAUUUUAAGUGGCACAGUGUGAGGUGUUCAAGUAAACGUAAAUUCUCCUGCACAGAAGAAAAUGCCAUUAAACAUCAUCAAAAUAGUGUUGACUGGUACACGGCUUCUGAUUCCUGCAGGGAAAAAAAAAACUACAGUUACCUGGCCACCAUCACCAUGGAUAACACAAAAAAAUUGAAGGCUGGUGACUGGAUCGGUCUGUACAGAAAAGCUGGUGAGACCUGGAGCUGGAUCGGAGAUCAGCAGACUGACUACAGAAACUGGGCCCAAGGAGAGCCAAGCUAUGCAGACUGCGGCUCUUUUGAUCCCGUAAAUCAAAAGUAUCACAGCAAAGCGUGCUCGGAAGAGUUUCCUUUUCUCUGCUUUGAUGACAACCUUGUGGUGGUGAAUGAAAACAAGACAUGGGAGGAUGCCUUGAAGCACUGCAGGGAAAUGCAGAGCCCAUGUGAAAAUGAAACGAGCCCCUGCAUCUACAAACACGACCUCCUGAGCCUGGAACUCCUGUAUGAAUACAAAUACGUCAGAGAUAGGAUCUACAGAGCCACCACUGAUGAGGUUUGGACGAGCCUUCGCUUCCUGGGAGGAAGGUGGUGGUGGUCCAACGGAGAGCAGCUGGAGAACCAGAUGAUGCUGCCGGACUGUCCGUCUGAGUGGAAACACUGUGGGACCUUGUCCAAACAUGACACCAACAACUGGAUCACCAGGAACUGCUUGGAAAGAAGAAACUUUAUCUGCUACAGAUAUAAAGCUGACAUUUUGGGGGUUUAAGAGCUUUUCAAUGCUUUAUUUUUUCCUGUUUUGACUGUAUGUAACACACUGAGCUCUAUAUAUUAAAGGGUUGGAUCAGAUAAAUAGAAUAAGGCUAUCCUGGUUUAUUUGUUCCCAAUGAGUGAGAAAGAAUAUUAGCAUACAGAAUGAAAAAUUAGAAACAAAAAGGUGUUUCCGCUUGUUUUUUGUUAUGGUUUUCGCAAUAUUAGACUUGUGUGAUCUCUAUAGAUCCCAAUCCCGAUGAACAACAUGUAUUAUGGACACAUUAAUACUCUAAGUUUAUCCUUUGUUUUGUA